AGAGCCAAUCCGCGGCGGGGUGUAAAGUAGGGCAAGCCGCUUCCUGGUUCAAGGAGGAGCUGCCUGGAGUUGGAAUGGGCCAGCGGAGUCAGAGGGGGAGAACAGCCCAGCGAGCCGGCGGUCUGCAAAGAGAGAGCCAAGGCAGGGGGGUAUAAAGGCCGGCAGAGAGACAAGAAGAGGCGGAUAUUACAGAGAACUCCCGGGCGAUACGUGGUUUGUCAGAGGGACUGGUGUGAGAUUUUGGACAGUGCGGAGAGAGCGGUGACCCCCGGGGAGCGACGAGGGGGGAGAGAGGCGGGUGGGAGUGAAUCCAGGAAGUACAGAAGCCGGUCAGGUGGGACGCGACGAGAUAACAUAGGUGACACCGGCGCACAGCUUUGUAUCCCUGGAAACCUUUUGGCUCUGCUGGAGAAGAACAGAAACAGGAAGAAGUGGAAAAUAGAGAGGGAGGAAGAGAGCAGGGACCCGUCCUCCUCUGAGUUUAUGGACUGGAGGUGGCGAUGUCUCCAGGAGAGGACGGUCUGAUCGGGAUCCCCUUCCCAGAGCACAGCAGCGAGAUCCUGUUCCGCCUUAACGCCCAGCGCAGGGCGGGGCUACUCUGUGACCUCACCCUGACCUCGCGUGGUGCCCGCUACCCCACCCACCGCUCCGUCAUGGCUGCCGUCAGCCUCUACUUCCGCGGGCUGUUUGGGGCGGAGGAGGGGGCCGAGGCAGGGGGUGAGGCGGGGGGAGGAGGAGGUUUCAGUGUGUGCCAGCUGGACUGUGUAGCGCCCGAUGCCCUGGAUGCCCUGCUGGAGUUUGCCUACACGGCCACCCUGACCAUCCGCAGCUCUGGCAUGAGAGACGUGUUGAGAGGAGCUCAGUUACUGGGGAUCCAGUGUGUGGUUGAUGCCUGUAGAGACAUACUGGGGGAGACGGCGGGGGAGGUGGAGUGGGAGACGGGGGAGGAGAGGGUACAGGCGGAGAGGGAGAGAAGGGUGGAGAGGGGGAUGAAGAAAGGCUCCCGGAGGAAGAUAGACAGACGGAGAGUCACCAAGGUGGAGUCAUCGCACCACCAACCACUGCCUCAUCGCCCGAACAUCAACACACACCAGCACCCCUCCACUCCUCCUCCACACCCCUCACCUGUUCAAGACGGGGCCCACUCUCAUCCCUCCACCCGACCCCCCACCCCUGAGCAGGAUGAACACCCCCCCACCACGGGACAGAACGGGGAGAGGAAGCAGGGCAGGGAUGCAGGGAGAGGGAGUACAGCAGUCAAUGGAGGGGUGCACUGGCCUCAGGAGCGACUUCUCGCCCACCACCCCCCUCUCCCCCUCUCAGACGACAGGCUGUCAGAAGACGAGGAGGAGAUGGAGGGAGUGGGGAACGGUGGGGUGCCCAGCUUUAAUUCCGCCCCCCUGGCAGAGCAAGGGGUGGCCACGGGGGCAGGAGGAGGGGGUAGGAAGAGGAAGUCUCAGACCCCCCAGCAGUGUCCUGUCUGUCAGAAGAUCAUCCAUGGAGCAGGGAAGCUGCCCAGACACAUGAGAACACACACCGGGGAGAAACCAUUCGAGUGCUCUACCUGCGGGGUCCGCUUUACCAGGAAUGACAAGUUGAAGAUCCACAUGCGUAAACACACAGGGGAGCGUCCGUACCCUUGCCCCCACUGCCCCGCCCGCUUCCUGCAUUCCUACGACCUGAAGAACCACUUGUCUCUCCAUAGCGGGGCACGCCCCUUCGAGUGCCCGCUCUGCCACAAGGCCUUCGCCCGCGAGGACCACCUCCAGCGCCACCGCAAGGGCCUCAGCUGCCUGGAGGUCCGUACCCGGGCACGGCCGAGGCGCGGGCCUGGGGCUGACCACGGGGAAGAGGGCAGAAGGGCUAGAGGAGGAGGAAGAGGGUAUUCUCCAGACCAACUCGACCCGCUGGAGAAUCUGGCCCUGCAGCCCCACGUCUCAGCAUUCCACCCCCGUGUUGGAAUGGUUGGCCUAGGGGAUGGGGCUGAGGCUGGGGCUGGAGGUCAAAUGGUGUUCCAGGAGGAGGCUGACAGGGAGCAAGCUAUAGCCCUCCUAGGGCCUCACAGGUUACCCUACCCUGGUCUGCUGUGGAGAGGCCUGGAGCUGGGGGUGAGAGGGGUGGAGGGGGAGGCAGAGGCAGAGGAGGAUGAGGAAGACGAGUGAGAAGAGAGGAAGAGAAGAGCGUGCAUGGAUGUGUAUGCGUGUGCAUGUGUUUGUGUGCGCGUAUAUGCAUUUGCAUAUGCAUAAGUGUGUGUGUGUGUGGCACCCACAGUAUGGAUGGGGAUCUCACUCAGGUGACUGGACCUGCUCCUUCUUACAAAGCGCUUAGAGAAAGACUAAACGAUAGAGAAAGACUAAACGAUACAAAAAGAAUAAUGGAAAACGGGUUUUCUGAUUUGUUAUUGUUGUUCCAUGGCUCUCUGUUUUUAUUUCAGUUGUCUUUUAUUUAUAUUUUCCAUUAUUUCUAUUUUAUUUCAUGCUGUGGUUAUUCUAAUUAGCGGUACAUAAAAAGGGGCUUUAUUGAGGGAAUGUUUUGAGCAUAGAUGUGCUGAUGGGGAUAUGGGGUUCUUUUCUCGCACUAUGCAAACUGAAGUCAGGAGCUGAGAAACAUGAGGUGUCCAGAUGUAAAAAAGAAGAUAAAACAAAUCAUGUAUUUUUGAGCAGAGUUCUGUUAGAGUAAUAUAACGAUCAAAUGUUAUUGAAGUUCAAACAACGCAUGUACAACAUCCAUCUGGGCCUACUUUCUUGUCACUAUACUAGCACUCUCAGCGGGGUAGUAAGAAACCGGAAUCAUCCGGUUUUCAGUGGAAAAGCAGAGAAGACACAAAGCCUGAAAACCGGUAGCUUCCGGUUCCUUCUGACACACUCAGGCGUUUGUUUUACGCCUGCUAAGUUAGGUAAGUAUAGUAGUAGGUGUGGAAUCUGCUGUUUCACUUUGGGUGUACUGUACUACCCUCUAGUGGUUAUUGGUGGUGCUAGUCGCCAAGGGCAACAAGUCACACAGGUUUCCUAUUGAAGAUAGCCAUUAUCUAACAGUAACACUCUUAUUUUAAGGCGUAUUAUUUUGUUGUCUGUUGUAAGAAGAUUUUCAUGCCCUUUUAUGAGGCACUGAUGAUACCAAAGAUUUCAGUUUAUUUCUUCCUAAUCAAUCAGUUUGAUCAAGCACAGGAGCACCAGAGCUAUAGAUUGAGAUCCCAAUGGGCACGCACUGGUUGAAUCAUUGUUGGUUCCACGUCAUUUCAAUGAAAUUACAUUAAACCAACGUGGAAUAGACAUUGAAUUGAUGUCUGUGCCCAGUGGGAUGGCUCUAAGGGUAUCCUGGGAUUUUAGAGCCAAGGUUUGGUUAAAAGACCUGUCUUCAUUUGCCCGGUUCUCCGCUGCAGAGUGCUAGAAGGGUUGGAGACUGCUUCCAUAGGUUAGAUUCUCUGUGGAGCUCUAGUGCUCUGUGAAAAAUGCUGACCAAAACUAGACUACAUCUGCAGGGUCAUUGGAUGAUUGUUAAUGAGAGGUGUGUGUUUGUUGCUUUAGCGUUUACUUUUUGACAUCGACAGGGGACAAUUCCUUUUCAAAGUUUCCUUCUUUAGAAUGUCUUCUGAUCAUGCACUCCUUGUUUUUUGUUGAUUGCAAAAAGAGCGAGAGAAAAGGAGAGACCAAGAGGGAAGGAGUGAGGGAGAGAAAAGGAGGGAGUGAGGGAGAGACCUUGAUCUCUUGAUUGCUCUGUAUUUAUUUAUUUAUUUAUUGUUAUUUAUUGUGGCUUUCCAGUUGAAACUGUGUGUGUGACCUGACUCAGGGUGUCCACAGUGACCUGACCCAGGGUGUCCACAGUGACCUGACCCAGGGUGUCCACAGUGACCUGACCCAGGGUAUCCACAGUGAUCUGACCCUGGGUUUGACACAGUGACCCGCAAUACCACUCGGCUUGGUCCCCUUCUAGCACAGUUGAAGUGCUUCGUACCUGCUUCCUUUUGAGUCUUAAGAGAAACUGCAUUGUGCUUAAAGUGACGGCUAACAAAGACCCGUACACCCAGUGCCAUGUUGGGUGAUAGGUCCUCUGUUGGCUAUUCUUUCUCCUUUUGCAUUUGUUUUGCACAACACAUCACACCCUGAAAAGGUACUGCAAUAAUACUGGCACAUUCCAUCCUCUGGGGUAGAAAGAAGGGAUCAGAAAAGAGAGAGGGAAAAGAGACAGACUGAGCCUUUCUCUCUCUCUUUAGAGCACAAGACAACUGUCGCACCACCCGUAGCCGUUUCACACUUUCAGUUAAAGAGAUAAGCAUCAACUGCACUUAGGGAGAGAACUGUGUUGUUAAUUCAACAUGUACUCUAUGUUAUUGUGUAAUCUGUCAAAGCUGUGUGUAUAAGUCACAGAUAGGCCCUUAGGGGGCCUGUCUCUAGGAGACCAGCGGCCAUCUUGGGUGGCCCAUUGCAGGAAUAAGGCUACUUUGCUUACAAAUAAUCAACUAUUUCUUCAAAGUCUGUCACUCUUUAGGUGAUAGUGAGUUAUGUUCUUUAUUUACAACUAUUUACGAGGGCUGUAACUCUAGCCUGAAGCUUAUGUAGCUCUAGCAGACUGGACCUGUGUGUGCUAUCCAUUCCACGCUAUGUCGAAGAACUUUCCUUGUUUCUGAUUUAUUUGCACUAAAAUAUUGAGAGCUUUUAUGUUUUUUUGUUUCACCUCCUUAUCCAUUCCAUGACGUCACUCAGUAUCGUUUAUGAUUGUAAGAGAAGAUAUCAAUAUAUUGUUCCUUCAAUUCUUGAUAAUAACAUAUAUUCUUUCUACUGCAUAGUGUAAUAAUAAUAAUAAGAGAUUGCUAUGUAAAGGGGUGAAGCUGCCUUGGACUUUUGUUUUGUUUUUGUGCUCCAACUAUUCUCAGGAAAUCUUGAGCAAUCCACUAAGUAAUUAUGCAAAAUUGUGGGGGAGAUAUGCUGUGUAUAUAUGUAGCCUAUGUAUGUUCAUACAUGUGUCUGAAGAGGUAGUGACACCUUUCACUCAAAAGUACGGUUCCAAUAUAACACCUUGUACCACAUGACUAUGAGGAAGUAGGAUAAAAGCAAAUAUCCAUUUGUAUGGUAAAACAUGUACAAUGUAGUGUACAUCAAUUGAAACCAGCCAGUCACACACAUUGUGCUGAAAGGUUUUUUGUGCUGAGGGGUGUUGCUACCAGCAUUUAGAGAGCUUGGUGAGUGAAUGAGAGGGAAACAUUAUGCCAGCUGUGAAGCGUGGUGUUUCUAUGGAACUUUAUGUCGUUUUAUUUGGCUUUGGUGAAGGGAUCUGGGGUCUGUUUUGAAUAGAGACCCCACUAUCAGGGAUACAUUUUUGUCUUUCCGUUUUUAGUGGACCUUCUGUCAGAGAUAUGAAUUAAUUUCCCCAUCAUUUGUUUCAGAUAAUGUAAAGAAAACAAAUAAAUAA
Molecule: messenger RNA, 5409 nt
Organism: Salvelinus fontinalis (brook trout)
Lineage: Eukaryota; Metazoa; Chordata; Actinopteri; Salmoniformes; Salmonidae
Product: zinc finger and BTB domain-containing protein 7B-like
Exons: 4
Coding region: 501-2162 (553 amino acids)
Biological process (GO): positive regulation of gene expression; regulation of transcription by RNA polymerase II
Molecular function (GO): protein binding; RNA polymerase II cis-regulatory region sequence-specific DNA binding; DNA-binding transcription factor activity, RNA polymerase II-specific
Source: RefSeq, a predicted model, not a curated record